CGGAAGUGGGCGGGGGCAUAGAGGCGGCGGCGGAGGGGCAGAGCGGCCCCCGCGUCAUGGCGCGGGAGGAUCGAGAGCUCUGAUUGGCUGACAGCUCCUCGCGGCUCCUGUGACGUCAUCGGGAGGCAAAGGCUCAGGCCCCGCCCCCUGCUCUCUGAUUGGCCGCCGCAUCCAACAUGGCCGACCCCAUCAUGGACCUCUUUGACGACCCCAACCUCUUCUCCCUCGACCCAUUGGCCGACGACGCCUUUGGCUCCGCCCCCUCGGCCCCGCCCCCUCCUCAGCCAAUCACCGACGAGACCACGCCCCCUCCGGCGCCUCCCAUUGGCCCUCAACCUCCGGACGACCCCGCGGCCCCGCCCCCUGACCCCCAGGACCGCGACCUCAUUGGCCAGCUCAACCCCUUCAUGGGCGCGGCCCCGCCCCCUCCGCCAUCUUGCCCCGCCCCCCCGAAGCUCCUCCUCCUGAAGCCCGCUGACGUCACAAGCCCCGCCCCCGACGCCGCAAGCCCCGCCCCCCCGAAGGUCACGCUGGCCAAGGUGCUGGUGGGGGCGGGGCCGGGGGGCGGGGCCUCGGUGGCCACGCCCACCAACGCCGUGCACCGAUUGGUCCAGACCGCCCGCCCUGUGAAGCAAUUGGUGCUGCAGCCGGUCAAGGCGGGGGGCGGGGCCAAAGGGGGCGGGGCCACGGCGGUGGCGGCGACAGCCAAUCAGGGUGACCCCAAGCGCAUCACCCUGCUGCUGCAGCAGCCCCCAGGCCAGCGCCCCCUGCUGCUGGCCACGGUGACCCCAAGCGCAUCACCCUGCUGCUGCAGCAGCCCCCAGGCCAGCGCCCCCUGCUGCUGGCCACGUGACAAGGACACGCCCCCUUCGGGCCUGGCCACGCCCCCUGGUGACCCGAAGCGCAUCACCCUGCUGCUGCAGCAGCCCCCAGGCCAGCGCCCCCUCCUCUUGGGCACCCUCCCUGGCAAGCUCCUCCUGCAGACCCCCCCCAAGGACACGCCCCCCUCCGGACCAAGCCCCGCCCCCUCCGGAUCAAGCCACGCCCCCUCGGCCUCAAGCCACGCCCCCUCCGGACCAAGCCCCGCCCCCUCCAAGGUGGUGACCAUCCAGCUGCAGGUUCAGCACCCCCCCCACGGGACAGCUCCCCAUAGGAUCCAAUUGGUGCCCGGUGGGGGGGGGCAGGGGGCGCCCAUCGCGGUGGCCUCGGGGCUGGCAACGGGGGCCGGGCAGAGGGUGACGGUGCCGUUGAAGGUGGUGCUGCAGCCGCAGCCGGCCCCAUUGCGCCCCCCGGACGAGAGCCGGCGCCUGGAGCACCAGAAGAAGCAGGAGAAGGCCAAUAGGAUCGUGGCCGAGGCCAUAGCCAGAGCCAGGGCCAGGGGGGAGCAGAACAUCCCCAGGGUGCUCAAUGAGGAUGAGCUGCCCCACGUGCGGCCAGAGGAGGAGGCCGAGAGGAGGAGGAGGCGCAAGGGGGAGAGGGGGACUGGGGGGACUGGGGGGGCUGGGGGGGCUGGGAAGGAGGAGAGGGGACGGAGGGGGAAGGGGCAGGGGGCGAGGAGCAAAGGGAGGAGCAAGGCGAGCACCAUCACCCCCGUUGUGGGCAAGAAGCGCAAGCGGAACCCGUCCUCCGACACCUCUGACACUGAGGCCCUGCCUGCGCCUGCCCCACGGCUGGAGGAGGAGCCCAGCGUCCAGAAGCGGCGCUCCAACCGGCAGGUGAAGCGCAAGAAGUACACUGAGGACCUGGACAUCAAGAUCACUGAUGAUGAAGAGGAGGAGGAGGAAGAACUCGAUGUCAUCGGCCCCACGCGACCCCCAGUGACCCCAGUGCCCCCAGUGCCCCCCGAGGCUGAGGGGGGGGCCCUGCCCUCCAUGCAGUUCUUUGUGGAGAACCCCAGUGAGGAGGACGCAGCCAUUGUGGACAAGGUGUUGUCCAUGAGGGUGGUCAAGAAGGAGCUUCCCUCUGGCCAAUCAGUGGAGACAGAAGAGUUCUUCGUCAAGUACAAGAACUACUCCUACCUGCACUGUGAAUGGGCCACCAUUGACCAGCUGGAGAAGGACAAGAGGAUCCAUCAGAAGCUCAAGCGCUUCAAGACCAAGAUGAGCCAGAUGAGGCACUUCUUCCAUGAGGAUGAAGAGCCCUUUAACCCUGACUAUGUGGAAGUGGAUCGAAUCCUGGAUGAGUCCCAUAGUGUGGACAAGGACAAUGGAGAGCCUGUGGUGUAUUACCUGGUCAAGUGGUGCUCUCUGCCCUAUGAGGACAGCACUUGGGAGCUGCAGGAGGAUGUGGAUGAAGCCAAGAUUGAGGAAUUCAAGCGGAUCCAGGCCAGGAUCCCGGAGCUCAAGCGGGUGCCCCGACCCCAAGCUGGGGCCUGGAAGAAGCUGGAGCCGUGUCAGGAAUACAAGAACCAGAACCAGCUCCGGGAAUACCAACUGGAAGGGGUCAACUGGCUCCUGUUCAACUGGUACAACCGUCAGAACUGCAUCCUGGCAGACGAGAUGGGCCUGGGCAAGACCAUCCAGUCCAUUGCCUUCCUGCAGCAGGUCCAUGGCUCCGGUGUCCAUGGUCCCUUCCUGGUCAUCGCCCCAUUAUCCACCAUUGCUAACUGGGAGCGCGAGUUCGGGGCCUGGACCCACAUGAACACCAUCGUGUACCAUGGGAGCCUGGCCUCCAGGCAGAUGAUACAGCAGUAUGAGAUGUACUGCAAGGAUGCCAGGGGCCGUCUAAUCCCCGGUGCCUACAAGUUCGACGCUCUCAUCACCACCUUUGAGAUGAUCCUGUCUGAGUGCCCGGAGCUGCGGGAGAUCGAGUGGCGCUGUGUGGUCAUUGAUGAGGCUCAUCGGCUCAAGAACAGGCACUGCAAGCUGCUCGACAGCCUCAAGCACAUGGACCUGGAGCACAAGGUGCUGCUGACAGGCACCCCCCUACAGAACACAGUGGAGGAGCUCUUCAGCCUCCUGCACUUCCUGGAGCCCUCCCAGUUCCCAUCCGAGGCCGAGUUCCUCAAGGAUUUUGGGGACCUCAAGACUGAGGAGCAGGUCCAGCAGCUGCAGGCCCUAUUGAAGCCCAUGAUGCUCCGCCGCCUGAAGGAGGACGUGGAGAAGAACCUGGCCCCGAAGCAGGAAACCAUCAUUGAGGUGGAGCUGACCAACAUCCAGAAACGUUUCUAUAGGGCCAUCCUAGAGAGGAACUUCUCCUUCCUGGCACGUGGGGCUGGGGCUGCCAACAUGCCCAACCUGCUCAACACCAUGAUGGAGCUGCGCAAGUGCUGCAACCACCCCUAUCUCAUCAAUGGCGCAGAGGAGAAGAUCCUGUCCGAGUUCCGCGCCUCCUGCCCCACGGCUGCCCCACAGACGCUGGCUCUGCAGGCCCUGGUGCGCUCGGCAGGGAAGCUGGUGCUGCUGGACAAGCUGCUGCCCAAGCUCAGGGCUGGGGGGCACAAGGUGCUGCUGUUCUCGCAGAUGGUCAGGUGCUUGGAUAUACUGGAGGACUACCUCAUACAUAAGAGGUAUCCAUACGAGCGCCUAGACGGCCGGGUCAGAGGCCACCUCCGCCAAGCCGCCAUCGACCGCUUCAGCCGCGCCGACUCGGAGCGCUUCGUGUUCCUGCUGUGCACCCGAGCGGGAGGUUUGGGCAUCAACCUGACGGCAGCUGAUACAUGUGUCAUCUUCGACUCGGACUGGAACCCACAGAACGACCUGCAGGCCCAGGCUCGCUGCCACCGCAUAGGCCAGUGUAAGGCAGUCAAGGUUUACCGCCUCAUCACUCGCAGCUCCUAUGAACGGGAGAUGUUCGACAAGGCCAGUCUGAAACUGGGGCUGGACAGGGCAGUGCUGCAGAGCAUGAGCAACAGGGAGGGAGCCAUAGCUGGGCCCAUGCAGCAGCUGUCCAAGAAGGAGAUCGAGGACCUGCUCCGGCGCGGAGCUUACGCUGCCAUCAUGGAGGAGGAUGAUGAAGGCUCCAAGUUCUGUGAGGAAGACAUCGACCAGAUCCUGCUGCGGAGGGCGACGACCAUCACCAUAGAGAGCCAGGGGCAGGGCUCGACCUUCGCCAAGGCCAGCUUCGUGGCCUCCGAGAACCGCACGGACAUUGCUCUGGAUGAUCCCAACUUCUGGCAGAAAUGGGCCAAGAAAGCGGAUCUGGAUCCGGAGCUGCUCAAUUCCAAGGACCCCCUGGUGCUGGACACCCCUCGCCUGCGCCGUCAGACCAGGCCCUUUAAGGCCCUCCGGGACGAGGACCUCGCGGAGCUGUCGGAGCUGGAGAGCGAGGAGGAGGAGAGGCCCCGCCCCCCCCGCAGGCCACACCCACCUCAGGCCACGCCCCCUGCCCCGCAGCGCCCCUGUGGGCGGGAGGACUCACUGCGGCUGCACCGGCACCUCAUGACCUAUGGGUGGGGCCGCUGGCAGGAGCUGCUGUCCUCGGGGCGCCUGAAGCGGCGCCUGCUGGAGCGCGAGGCCCGGGCCGGGGCGGCCGCCAUCUUGGCCACGUGCCUGGCGCUCGGGCACGGCCAGGGCAGCCUCGGGGCCUUCGUCUGGGGGCUCCUGGCGCCGGCGGAGAACGGGCGCAGCAGGGACGGACCCGGCAACAGCGGUGCCUCCGGCUCCCGCGGGCGCAAGUCCCGCAAGGGGAAGGUUCCCAUUGGCUGCAGUGAUUCCCAACCUCUGGAAUGGCUGCGGCGCCAGCGGCCGGAGCAGCUGCUGCAGGACGAGGGGCACAGGCAGCACCUGCAGCUGCACGGACACAAGCUGCUGCUGCGGGUGCGGAUGCUCCAUUACCUGCGGCACGAGGUUGUGGGGGAGCAUGCGCAGAGGGUCCUGGCAGGGGCCAAGGCCAGCUCCAUUGAUCUAUGGGUCCCGGCGCUGGAGCAUCCGGAUGCACCUGCCCCAUGGUGGGACCCUGAGGCCGACAAGUCCCUGCUGCUGGGGGUCUUCAAGCACGGCUGGGGCCGGUUCCAGGCCAUGCGCUCUGACCCUGCUCUCUGCUUCCUGAGCCGAGCUGGGGGCCCCGAGCACAGGGCACUGCAGGAGGAGAGGGCAGACUUGGAUGACCCCGAGUACCAGCCACUUAUGGGGCCAAGCCAGGAGGACGAGGAGGACGAGCAGGACCCAUUGGGGAUGCUGGACGAGGAGAUCUCGGUGGAUGGGGAUGAAGCCCCCCCCUGUUGGUGGCCUCCCCCCUCUGCCCUGUCCUUGCGGCUGCGGCAGCUGCUGGGGGCCUGGGAGCGGGAGCGGGAGCGGCGCCGGCGCCUGCGGGAGCCCAGGAGAGACAAGGACAGGAGAUGGAGCCGCCGUGAACAAGCCGCCUUCUUCCGCGUGGCCUCCACCUUCGGCGUGGAGCUGGAUCCAGGCUCCGGCCGCUUCCGCUGGAGCCGCUUCCGGCUCCUGUCCCGCCUGGAGCGGCGCUCGGACACGGAGCUCACCCGCUUCUACCAUGGCUUUGUGGCCAUGUGCCGGCAGGUCUGCCGCCUGCCACCCGCACCCGGAGAUGAGCCUCCAGACCCAUCUCUCACUGUAUUCCCAGUCUCCCCAUCCCGAGCCUCCCGCGGUCUCCGUCGCCUGUCCCUGUUACGGCUGGUGCGGGAGCAGGUGCUGGUGCAUCCCCUGCUGCCGGCGCGGUUAUCCCUGUGCCCGCAGCCGGGCCCGGAGCUGCCGCGCUGGUGGCAGCGGGGCCGGCACGACGGGGAGCUGCUGCGGGGGGCGGCGCGGCACGGGCUGGCGCAUCCGCAGGGAUCCAUCCUGCCCGAUCCGGAGCUGUCGUUUGCUGCGGCAAGGGGGAGGUUCAUGAGGGAGAGGGAGGGGAGCAAGGAGGGGAGCGAUGAGGAGAGAGGGGAAGGGGGGGCCCCAAGCUCCAGGCCCCCUCCCCCACCCCGGCCCCCACGGCCAAGGCACCUGCAGGAAUGGCCUAAGGAUCGGGCCCUCAUCCGGCGCCUGGAGCUGGUGUGCCGGGCGGUGCUGUCGGGGGAGUGGCCUAAGGAGGACACGCCCCCGGCCCCGCCCCCUCUGGCCCCGCCCCCCAUGGACCCCCCGGCCCUGCCCCCUCCCCCCCGGCCCCGCCAUGAGGAUAAGGAGUUCACCGUCCAGAUCAAAGAUGAGGAAGGCCUGAAGCUGACGUUCCAGAAGCACCGCUUGGGGCCCAAUGGGGCGGCCCCCCCCAAGAAGAGCAGCAAGAAGAUGGUGGAGCUGGAGCUGCGCUGCCUCGAGGGCCUCCGCGACGCCGCCGACCCCACGGACAAGCCCCUCCCCCCCCCACCACCACCCCCCCCGCCCCCCACCGCC
This is a messenger RNA of Melopsittacus undulatus (budgerigar), 6275 nucleotides long. It is a transcript of the gene CHD8, whose product is annotated as chromodomain helicase DNA binding protein 8. Gene Ontology annotation, molecular function: ATP binding; ATP-dependent chromatin remodeler activity. The annotation marks the transcript as partial. Lineage: Eukaryota; Metazoa; Chordata; Aves; Psittaciformes; Psittaculidae. The transcript has 39 exons. The record is from RefSeq and is a predicted model, not a curated record.